CACACUCUCCCAUCAGAGACAGAGAUACGGUACGGGCUGCCUUGCCAAAACCCCCCUGGACUUUCGGAACCGAAAACGGGGAAGAUUAUAGAACUCCAGCGGACGUGAACGAAAAAAUAAGAAAUUCACUUGUUUUCAGUGUACAUGGCUGGCUCGAUCACAUCCACUUGUGUACCAUCGGCGAAGAGCGUGGAGUAUCAAAUACUAAAGAAAACUCCUCUGGUACAGAUCUACGGUCACCAUCCCAUAAGAAAUGUGUUAACAUCUCUCAUAUGCAGGUGGACCCCCUUCAGAUGCAUGUAGGAGAUAAAGGAAAAGUGGGCAGAGAGGAAGGUGGACCUAAGGAGAGCAAGAGUAUGGUGGGCAACCCAGUGUCUCAGCCUUUAACUCCAGAAUGUGCUCCUGAUAGAGCCCUUAGCUGCAAACGAGGUCCUACAGAAGAUCUGAAUAACUGUGUGUCUGUGAAAGGUAGUCAUUUAAAACACUAUCUAGAGGCUCCACUCACUUAUCCGUGUGGCGGCACCCCUCUAUUAGACCCGAUUCCAAGGAGUACUGUGGUGUCGGAGGAAGCAGAAACCUCUAAACACGCAGAGAAUGUUGAGGUCUUUCCAACACAGCAAAGACCAGGUGGAGAAAGGGACAGCCAGGAAGUCCCUCUGAACUCAAAUCUCGCACAUCCGGCCAAGAAGACCCACACGCAGACUCAGUCCACAAGCCUUUCGAGUUCUCGAUGUUCACAGUUUCAAACAGGCCAGCCCAUAGCUUUCCUUUUACAGCCUAAUCUCAGCUGUCAGUUGGGUAGUAUAACACUUCCCUCCAAUUUGGACCAGAUUACUGUUUUAAGAAAAGUUCCAGCUACCAAAUGCAGCACUGAGUGUCACCUAAAAGACUCUAGCCGUGAUAUGGCUGCAGAGUCUCAGCCCUGUCCUCAGCACCUCACUGUGGGUAGAGCCUUGGCACCUGAAACUCAACUCUCUUUUAAGGCAUUGAAACCCAUGUGUUGCUCUGCAUCCACCAAGAAGAAUGUCAUAGCUGGAAAAGAUGGCAAUUUGGCUGAAGAUGCUGAGUCCCGUCUCGAUGCUCCUGCCCCAUUAAAGCAGCCGGCACCAGGCUCCGCUUCUCUGGUACCUCUUUCACUUACUCCAUCCUCCGAAACGUGCUGCAGCUCAGCCGAAGCACAUUUGACUGCACAAAACAGGCUGCUGAAUGAGAAGGGCAAAUGUUCCUUGAAUCGCAGUGAUAAAAAUAUAUCAUCACCCUCCACAAGUUUGGAGUCCCCGCGUGGAACAGAGGAGCAAACGGAGGCAUGCCCAGGUGAAGUGAAGGACAUACCGCUUGAUCUGUCUUCAAAUUCAAAACACCAAAAAAACACUGUGCAGGUUCAGAAAAUAUUACAAGCGGGGGGUCAUCUGGAAUCUAAGCCAAAUGAUACCAUAUCUCCUAAGGAGGUUCUUCAGACACCGGCAAGCAGUUUCGUACCCAAUAUCCCUUAUGCAGUUCUGUCAGACACCAUGGCAAAUGGUGGACUUCCAAAGAAUUCUUUUACCCAGUUGAAUCAUCCAGUCUUGGAACCAUCUGUAGCUUGGGCCAAAAUUCAGAUACAAAAUACGAAAAGCCCAGUAAGCCUUCUGGGGACGUAUGUGGGCAUUGCUAAUCCAGUUUUAGCUUCCACCUUGCGUACUAAUGAUGGGAAAGGUAUUGCAUUUAUAGAAGACAUUCAGGACUUAGGCAGGCCAGAGAUAAUAUCUAUUAUCGACCAAGGAGAGCAGCCACUUUCAAGCAGGAAAAAAGCAUCAUCUCGUACCAGGGAUUCAAAGCAGAGACAUUACAAAUUUUCCAGUAACACUCAUGAAGCUGGAUUACAGCAGUGCCAAUCCAAGCAUGCUUCUUCGAAUGUUAUCCUGAGUACCGCCAGUCCACAGGUCGGUGUAAACGGUAAGCUCAGCGGCGGGAAACAAACUGUCUCGCGUUCUCCAAAAAGCAAGCAAUUACUUCCUGUCCGACGUCUGGGAGCAUCCAGUCAGAGCCCACUCAAGAAGGUGGAGGAGAAGGUGGGAAGGUCUAAGUCCUCUUCGCUCAAGCUUGAGACCAUAGUAGAACAAGGAUCCCUAGAAACAUCAAGCAAUAUAAACAAGGGCUGUGGUAAUCAGGCAGCUACAGAGCCAAGAAAGUCUGAAGGAACAGUUUUGACUGCUGGUCACCGUGACGACCCAAUUCAGCAUACAGCAAAGUGCACCUCUUUUACAAAUGAAAGAAAGAGAGAUGGAAGACAGGAUAACUGUCAACCAGGUAGGAUUCCUACAGGUCUGACCAGGAAUAUUGCAGAGUCUACAUACAACACCACAGAGAAACAUCAUCAAGAUGAAGAUCCAGAAACAAGAGACUCGUCUGUAAAGUCUAGACAGACCAUCCGCCUCCAGAUGUCCGGAGACCUUGGUCGUAUUGGCAGGGGGAAAAAAGAGUUAAUCCAGCUGUCAGGGGAAAGAGAGAAAAAUGGACAGCAACUUGUACAGGGUCUCUCUCCAGACUCAAAAGUAGAUGGCAUUGGCUUUUCCAUACUCAAUGGUCAGUGUUCAGGGAGAGAAAUAAGUAUAACGGGUGGUGUGAGCCAGACUUCUUCCUCAGAGAAAGUUGCAAUAAACAAGAAUAAAAAAUGUCGUAUGAGUAAGCAAGAUGAAGCACAAAAGGAGGCUUCAAAGAAGACCACGAUGGGCAUUGUAAAACACAAGAGGAAGAUCCCAAUAGUCAAGAGGAAGAAGCAGACAAAGAAACAGAAGAACCAAUUGGCACCUGCACUGGAGCCAAAGCUGCCAGAAUCCAAGGGGGGCAAGAGGCGUCAAGGGGGGAGGUGCAGUGUCACUGUGGCGGAAGCGCUGCUUCACCUUGAAGCAGGUAACGUGAGCAGCCUCCCUGUGCUUCGCGAGACUGCGGGGGACACCAAGCUGGAGCCCAGCAGUGUGAUUCCUGGGUGGCCCCCGGCUCCGAGGUCAAGCAGGGGACGCCGGAGAACAGCGAAGGUCGAGGCAGGUGGCCACAGCUUGACGUCCCGCUCUGCCACUCCCUCGCCCUCCUCGGCCCGCCGGCCGCGCGGGAGACCACGCUCCAGUGGCCUGUCCAACCAAGCGAAAUGUGAUGCUGAGACGGCCAUGCGCAGGAGCCAGCGAGACACGGAACCAAGGAAGAAACGAAAGAGAUGCAGGAACAGGAGGUACCGAAAUGAGGAGUACGUCAUGGAGAGAGUCAAAGUAGAACAAGUCACAAGCAAAAAGUCCGUGUCUACAAGGCGAGCUGCUCGUGGUACGACAGAUAUGAGGCCUGACGCUGCUUGUGACUGUUUAGACCCGAUGAGAGCGACACCACCCUGUCAGCCUGAUGGCCCCAGUGGCUGCCCUAAGAGACCACCGCUCACCCGCUCAGGGUCCUCCAGGUGCCAGGAUAUCUGCAGCCCCCCCAGGCUUGCUGACAAACCCUCUGGGAAAAGGAAGUUCAAAAGCAAGCACUUAGGCCGCAAAGAGGAGAGAAAAAAGGCAACUCCACUGCAGCUCAAGACUAAACGGGGAUGCCUGGGUAAGCGUCCCACACCUCCCAUUGUUUGCGGCAGCACGCCCCCUGCAAAGAGACCUUCCUCGGUGUCCCCCACCACCCCUAACUGGAGAGGGGGUGUUGAGAAGGCCAGGAUCUUGAAAUCCCCCCCCGGACGGGUCGUCCCUCCAGAGGUGCGACGGCUCAUCGUCAACAAGAACGCAGGGGAAACCUUGCUGCAGAGGGCGUCCCGACUGGGAUAUGAGGAGGUGGUGCUGUACUGCCUGCAGAAGGACCCGCAGGAGCUAAACAGGCGUGACAACGCGGGCUACAGUGCUCUCCACAAGGCCUGUGCACGAGGCUGGGCGCACAUCGUGCAGGUGCUGCUGGACCAUGGCGCUGAUGUGAACUGUGGGGCUCAGGACGGCACACGGCCAAUUCAUGAUGCGGUGGUCAACGAUAACCUGAGCGUAGUGUGGAUGCUGCUGAAUCAUGGAGCAGAUCCCACUUUGGCCACAUACUCGGGACAGACGGCACUUAAACUGGCUCAGAGCACCAACAUGCAGUCCUUCCUCAUGGAAUACUUCGCUGACCAGGAGGGGCGGCCCGAUCAGGACCCCCGCCUACACUGGGAUUUCUACAGCAGCAUUUUGUUUGAAACAGAAGAAAAGGCAUGCUGGAACUUCCUGCUCUCUGUGCCAGAGGGGGACGAGGGGGAGAGGGGUAACGGGGACAAGGCAGUGGAGGCCGAGGCGGGAGACUGUCUGCUGUUUGAGCUCUCAGAUGAGCCCCACAUACCCUGUUACCACAUCCAGGUGUCCCUGUUUCAGGGUUAUUGCAACUGGUUCCUGCUAACGGACGUCUUGAGACGCCUUAAGACCUCGGCGCGUCUUUUUCAAGCCCGUUACCCCCAUUUUCAAGUGGUGGGUGUCCCGUGCUCGGAACUGCAGAGGCAGGCAUCUGUCAGCCAGCUCACGCCGCUACCCGGGAACCUUCAGCCAGCCAAAAAACUGGACGACGGCCUGGUUCAGCUGGUAAAAUGCGUUCCUGACCUGCAGCGACUGCUUGGCUCCACAGUUCAUUGUCUCACAAGGGAAGCGUCAACAGACUCUGCCGGUCCUUGGAGCCGGUCGCCUCCCCCAAGCCUAUCGGCUCAACCCUCUCCCUAAAGAUUCCCUCCCGUAUCAGCUUCCUGUUGUGCCGAGUCCUGUUAAAACGAGAUCGGCUGGGUCCUGUUAAUGAAUUGAGGCCUGUCACAUCAAGACAAACACAACUAAAACCAGCAAUUAAUACUUCAUAUUGUCAGUGGGAGGGCGGGCAUCUUUGAAUGUGUCUCUCCUGGGCAAUGAACGCUGUUUAUGAAGAUAGACCUUUUGAAGAGGAGAACAUAAUCGCUAAUUGCUGUGGCGUGGCCUUUUAAUUAGUGGGCGGAGGUAAGCACUAUGGGGCAGGCAAUUCAGAACUCAACUUUCAGGUUUCACUAUUUAGCUAUUUUAUUGUCUGUUUAAUUUUAACCCCUUUGAUAUGCACAAAGGAAUAUAUAGAAUUCUUACCGUCAGGGUUAACACAAUAUGAUUGUUGUGUUCUGUUCUGUUACGGGUAUUUUUCUUUAGCUGUGAAACCAAGGUAACUGAUCUGUAGCUUCGAGGUUUGAUGCUGAUAACUAGUAGGAAAUCCUAUUUCUGCACCAACUGUGGGCCCAUCAGCUAUGAAAAUACCCAGUGAACGGAAAUAACAUGAUGUGUUCCUGCUCUGCUUUCCAGUGUCGGUGACCAUGAUUGAACGUCCAGCUCUAAUUGAUUUUCCAUUUUUUUGAUUUGUCUGUCCAGUUGGUCGCUAUGUAAUUUUAGUCAUGAUUUCUAAAGUAAAAUUAAAUGUGAUGUUUUUGAGUGGAAAUAACUAAUUGAGAAUUUCUCCCAUUUUUCUUUGGUAGUUAAUAACUUGUUCAGCAUUGAUUUUUUUUAUAAUAUGCUGCACAUCAGCCAAUGUGCUCAGAUUUAACAAAGAUGUUUGUUUAACUGCUGUUUAGUAACUGGUCCACGAUCAAUUUGCACUUUCCUGAUGUCAGGCAUUGUUGAAAUAUUUUUAUCUUCAAAACAUGCACUGAAAGAGGUUUCCGCCAAAUAUCCCUGCGUUGCUGGUGUCGCUGAUGAAUCAGUUUGCUCCGCAAUGGUCUCGCGAAAAGGGCGGCACUUUUGCUUAAAAUGAACAUGAACUAAGGCACUGUCCCUGAAGACUGUCCCUAAAGAUGAAAACGGGAUCUGGAGCCCACAGAAUAACCCAUCUCAUGUCCCAAAUUGCUCCCUAGGACCAGAGAUACUGUAGGACAUGAUGCUCCAUAGGUCAAAAGCUUCUGAGAUUAGAGCCUUGUCAUGAUGCUGAGUGUGGUCUCUGGCCUCCUGUUUCAUUUGCGUUCUUUUGUACAUUAGGCAUUACAGUUAAUAUAUUUGACUUUUUGCAUUUUUUGUGCAGUUGACAGUUCAUUUAAUUUAAGCUGUGUGGUUGGUGCUUUGUUUGAGGUAUUGUACAGUAAGUAUAAUUAUUUGUUCAUUAAUAGAAUUACUGGCUUGUUAUACCAUUCGGAUUUUAAUAAGGCAGCGUACAGUUUUAUUGUACUGGUGCUAUGUCUUUUUUGACAAUCAGUAACAGUCAUUGUGUCUGAAAUGAAACCAAUAAAACAUAAUUGAAAAUAAGGGAUAUAAAUGGAAGGAAAGGGAAUAUCUUUCCUUUCAUACAAUUAAUUUUGAUCAUUAUAUAAGGGCAUACUAAGUGACCUCUAAACAUUUUUGACAACACUUCACAAGAACAGAGCCCUUUCAGGAUGAAGGUAACCUUUUUAUGUCAUUUUUAUGGAAAAUAAGGGAAAAAAUAAAACUUUAUUAUCUCCAUUGUGCAAA
Messenger RNA from Paramormyrops kingsleyae, 6419 nucleotides. The record is from RefSeq and is a predicted model, not a curated record. Lineage: Eukaryota; Metazoa; Chordata; Actinopteri; Osteoglossiformes; Mormyridae.